Molecule: messenger RNA, 1278 nt
Organism: Benincasa hispida (wax gourd)
Lineage: Eukaryota; Viridiplantae; Streptophyta; Magnoliopsida; Cucurbitales; Cucurbitaceae
Gene: LEW1
Product: Undecaprenyl pyrophosphate synthetase family protein
Cellular component (GO): endoplasmic reticulum membrane; dehydrodolichyl diphosphate synthase complex
Molecular function (GO): ditrans,polycis-polyprenyl diphosphate synthase [(2E,6E)-farnesyl diphosphate specific] activity
Source: RefSeq, a predicted model, not a curated record
AUAAACGUUGAAAAACUGGUAGCAUCACUUCCUCAAUAGUUCUCAUCAUCAAUUGAACGACGAGCACUUUCCUCCACCGUCGUCGGUCAGAGACCAUCUUUUCCGCCGCCGUCAUUUGCAGUCCAGUCUUGCUUAUAUGUAAACCGAGUUCAGUCUUGAUUUGGUCAAAAACCGAGAAAUCGAACCGAUGUAGGGUUAUGACUCCCAAACACUCUAGCUAACAAUCAAUUCUUCACUUACCAAACUUUUCUGGAAAUUAAUUUCAAAAUUAAUUAAUUGAGCAAUUCUUACUUCAUCACUUUCAUCCCUCAAAUUCUCCUCUUGGACCAAUGGGCAUCAAGGUUGAACUUCAGAAGAUUGGAAUUCUUGGGCUUCAGCUGAUAUGGCAUUUCCUACACUUUAUUGUUAGCUUAUAUUACUUUGUCAUUGGUAUUGCCACAACACUUGAAAGCUAUUUGAUAUCUUGGGGACUCCUACGCAAGUACAAACAUCUUAAUAUAGACAGGCUCCAAUAUCUUGCAAUUGUGGUUGAAAGUGAUGAAGCUUAUAAUACCUUAAAAAUUAUUGAACUUCUGCAAUGGUUAGCAUCAUUGGGCAUUAGAAGCGUUUGCUUGUAUGAUGUUGAAGGGGUGCUCAAGCAGUCCAAGGAAAUCAUUUUGAAGAAAUUAAAGAAUGCGUCUGUAUUUCAGGGGAAUGAACCUCUCCAACUAAGCAAAAAAGGAAUUACUCUGGAGUUCAUAUCAAUCUCUGAUGGAAAGGAAGCCAUUGCCAGAGCAGCUAAUUUUCUUCUUGAAAAUAAGUGGAGAAAAACCAACAUGAGCGGAGAUCACAAACAGUGCCUUUCUGAAUCUCAGAUGACUGAGGCUUUAGCAGCAGUUGGUUGUGGAGGGCCUGAUCCUGACCUCAUUUUAGUAUAUGGGCCUACAAGAUGUCACUUAGGGUUUCCUGCAUGGAGAAUCCGCUACACAGAGAUUCUACACAUGGGACCAUUGAAGUCCAUGAAUUACGGUUCCCUGCUAAAAGCCAUUUACAAGUUUACCAUGGUGCGACAGAACUAUGGUAAAUGAACUGAAGCAUUCUGCAGUAAUGGAAGGCCAAUGAAGGAAGGAGAAGAUUUUGUCAUUUGAACAGCCAUGGAUUUAGUUUUAUGAAUCUUCUAUCCAAGGAUCUUGUCAUUUCAUUAGUCUUUUAAUUACUGUGAAGAAUUCAUAAAUAAUAUAGUUAAUUAUAUAAAAUUCACCAACCCUACGCAAUAAAGGUGUUUUUGGUUAAACUAGA